AGCAAUCCCUAACACAUUUUGGCGGGAAAACACUGCGAUUUGAACUCUUCGAGAAUACUUUAUCUCUCCACUCUAUCUAUCUUGGAAGGCGAUUUUGAAGAUGGAAGGCAGUGAAAGCGAAACGAUUUUCGAUUCGCUGAACCUAAAUCCUCAGCUUUUCAUCAACGAGAUCCUCAAUAAUGUUGAUGAUCAGCUCGAUGGGGCUUUAGACUUCUUUCAUCAGCAGGCCUCGACGAUGCUGAAAAUUGAGGGCACCGACAGGUCCGACGAUCUAAGCAAAGGUGUUUCCGACAUUGGGAACAUGAUUCGGUCGGCCCUGGAUAAGAGGCUGAGCAUGUGGGAGAAGUAUUGUCUACGGCACUGUUUCGUUGUUCCAGAAGGAUUUUCACUGCCCAAAGCUAAUGGAUCAGAUGGUGAUAGUUUGAUGGAUCUAGAGAUUCUCCAUGAUCGAGAUUUGGAUGUGCAGUUGGAUUCCUUGAGGAAUAAGCUUGUGUUGGUUGGAAAGGAGACUGCUGAGUUGAACAGAGAACUCCGUGCAUUGGAAAGACAGUCUGUUUUAAGCAAUCAUUGUGCUGGAUCUGUUAACGAGGCAUUACAGUUAUAUGAGCAACACAAUGUGCAUGGCAUGUUCCAAGAGCUGACCAAAACUGCAUCUGAGCUUCGUAAGAAAAUGGAGCAGCUGAAGGCCAAAAGGCUGGAGCAGAAUGGGCGCACUAGAACAGAGCGGAUGCACAUUUCAGAUGGAGAUCUGUUUAGGAUAAAUCGUGGCAAUGGCCUAUCCGAUGCCUCAUUGGAACAACUUCAAGAGUUUAUAGCUCAUAUAAAGGAUGUGUGAGCAUUUGCUAUUGUUUUAUCAGCCCUUUCUGUAUAGCCUGUUGGUGUUCUGAUAACAUGUAAGAGAUCUCUUUCAUGCCACUAUUGCUAUCUAUUGUAUUUCUUUUGCCAUUUAUAUCAUCUAGUAUCAUCUAGGGAUAGGGAUAAAAGUGUAAUCUCAUGUUGUAUUAUUCAUCUGAUUUGCAUUGAAUUUUUGGCAUGUAAUGAUAAACAAGUUUUAGAUUUAAGAGUAAAAUAAGUAGAUGAACCCACAGUAUUUGAAAUUUUAUAA
Molecule: messenger RNA, 1105 nt
Organism: Camellia sinensis
Lineage: Eukaryota; Viridiplantae; Streptophyta; Magnoliopsida; Ericales; Theaceae
Gene: MIS12
Product: minichromosome instability 12 (mis12)-like protein
Biological process (GO): mitotic sister chromatid segregation; kinetochore assembly; mitotic cell cycle
Cellular component (GO): MIS12/MIND type complex; nucleus; chromosome, centromeric region
Source: RefSeq, a predicted model, not a curated record